Pelmatolapia mariae (spotted tilapia) is the source of this 1527-nucleotide messenger RNA. RefSeq names its product delta(3,5)-Delta(2,4)-dienoyl-CoA isomerase, mitochondrial-like. Lineage: Eukaryota; Metazoa; Chordata; Actinopteri; Cichliformes; Cichlidae. Bases 289 to 1221 code for a protein of 310 amino acids. Gene Ontology annotation, cellular component: mitochondrion. The record is from RefSeq and is a predicted model, not a curated record. The transcript is spliced from 10 exons. Gene Ontology annotation, molecular function: delta(3,5)-delta(2,4)-dienoyl-CoA isomerase activity.
UACAAGGCAGUGCUAACUUAGCUAAGGAAUGUUCGAAUUGUUGUUCACAUAGUGACAUUAUAGGUUCAUUUAAUGAGCUGUGCGUUAACAUUUGUUAAGUAAAGCCACGCUGUAUGUCUGCUGUUUGUGCCGAAGAAUAACCGGUGAACUACCGAUUAACUCACGUAAGAUCCCUGCUGAUAACUACUUAGCUUUAGCAAAGCUGACUGGCUAAUGUCCAGAGGGCCAGGUGAAGUGAAUGAUUGUUUCUGUAUGCAGCCUCACUAAACGGUCUGGAUUCAAAGGGCGAUGUUGGCAGUGGUUUUCAGGUCAGCUGUCACCAAAUAUAAGGGGUUGCAGUUGCCUAUUCAAACUGUGGCCAGAGCCAUGUCAUCUUCAGGUGGUGCCACCCCUCCGUACACGACCCUGGCCAUCAGUCGCCCUACAGAGUCCAUCACGCAUGUUGAACUUCACCGGCCUGAGAAACGCAAUGCCAUGAACAGUGCUUUCUGGAGUGAGAUGGUGACCUGCUUUAAUGAGCUCUCUGAGGACCCCCAGUGCAGAGUGGUGGUAGUUUCUGGAGCAGGGAAGCUCUUCACAGCUGGUAUCGAUCUCAUGGACAUGAUGAACAAUGUACUUCAACCAGAAGGAGACGACACAGCCAGAAUCUCCUGGGGGAUCAAAAAAAAGAUUAAGAAAUUGCAAGAGACCUUCUCCGUCAUCGAGAAGUGUCCGAAGCCUGUUGUGGUGGCCAUCCAUGGAGCCUGUGUAGGAGCAGGUGUUGACAUGAUUACAGCCUGCGACAUUCGCCUGUGCACCCAGGACGCCUGGUUCCAAGUGAAGGAGGUUGACAUUGGACUUGCAGCAGAUGUUGGAACACUCCAGAGACUCCCGAAGGUCAUCGGCAGCCAAAGUCUUGUUAAUGAACUGGCUCUGACAGCGAGAAAGAUGUAUGCUGAUGAAGCUAAGAGCAGCGGACUGGUCAGCCGAGUGUUUGCAGAUAAGGAGGCGAUGAUGGCUGGAGCUCUGGAGAUUGCUGGAGAGAUUGCUGGUCGCAGCCCAGUUGCUGUGCAGGGCACCAAAAUAAACCUCAUCUAUGCCAGAAACCACAGCGUAGCAGAUGGAUUGGAUUACAUUGCCACAUGGAACAUGAGCAUGCUUCAGACUGAAGAUUUGAUGAAAUCAGCUCAGGGAGCCCUCGAGAAGAAGAGUCCCAAAACUGUGACAUACUCCAAACUCUGAACACCAGUGAAGCAAAGCUCAGAUACAGAAAGUGCCUCUUUCCUCCUCUACUAUGGCCUUUCUUACACCAGUUUUAUAAAUCAAAACUAAAUUUACUAGCUGGAGAUCUGUAUCCACACUAGACAGUAUUUUAAUGUCAUUAUGUGUUUAAUAAUUCAUUCAGGUUCAUAUUUCUCCUGCUCUAAUAUCAGAUAUGGAUAAUAUUUAACUAAGACAAAUCUUAACUGACUGAGCUGAGAAACAUUUUGUACAUCUGUAAAUGACCUUCUGAAUGUUUCCUCAUUAAAGACACUCGUGUGAAAGUGA